GAUUUACCUAAUGUGAUCCAUGCAGAACCAACUCAGCCUAUAAAUAAGACUGACAUGUUUUAGAGAUGAAAGAACAUAUGGUAUGGAGAAAACAAAAGGGAAGUGUUGUGAAAUGAAGACAAAUAUUACUGGAAGCGUGAUAUUGGUGAGUACCGUAGCAGUGUUGCUACUGCAUCUGGUCUGCUCAACCAUAGCAGCUCCUGGGCAGCUUUUCGAAAUUGAUCCAUGCGGACCAGAGGCUGCAGCUCUCAAGACUAACAUAAGAAAACUAGAGAAUAAAUUGCUGAUCACAACUUGGAUGACCGAGCAUCUCCAAAUGUAUAGAUACUUCAAACCGCUUGAGUUUUCUGCAUCCGACAGUAAACCUCAGACUGACCCGGCACCCGAUGUAAACAAAAACAACAACACCUUGGACAACAAAAUGAUGAAACCAAUUCCUCCAGCUGGAAAUUUGAUUGUCCAUGACAAAGACUGCUCCGAACUUUAUGAUAGGCUGAGAUCACCAAGCGGCUUUUACCGCAUCAGACCCAAGUUACACCAGGAGCCGUUUUUAGUCUACUGUGACAUGGAGGACGGAGGAGGAUGGACAGUGUUUCAGAGGCGUCGGCAUGGAAAAGUUGACUUUAACAGAGACUGGGUGGACUACAGAGAUGGGUUUGGAGAAUUCAAACUAUGGAAUGAUGAGUUUUGGUUGGGGAAUGAGCACAUGAAUGCUCUGCUGUCAGAAGAUAAAAACCUGGUGAAGAUUGAUCUCAUGGACUGGGAUGGAAAGAGAAGUUUUGCAUUUUAUGAGAACUUCAGGAUCACAGAUGAAGCUGAUAAGUAUCGUCUCCAGUACGGGCAGUACAGUGGGAAAGCUGGUGAUGCUCUGACUGGUGGUGGAGGAAUGGUGGAGCAGUGGUCUUCCAGCCUUAGUGGGAUGCAGUUCAGCACUGGAGAUCAGGAUAAUGACCGCUUCCUUCAGGGAAGCUGUGCCAAAGAGAAUCAGGCUGGUUGGUGGUUCAACAGGUGUCAUGCAGCCAACCUAAAUGGCAAGUUCUAUGGGAGGGGGAAAUACAAGGCUGAGUAUGACAAUGGUGUGGUGUGGGGGACUUGGAAAGGCCUCUGGUACUCUCUUAGACACACCGCUAUGAAGGUGCGCCCCCUGGUUUUUUUGGAUAUUGCAGGAAGUGGAGCAGGGGACAUUUAAAAAUCCUAGAUUUCUGUCUAAAAUUAAAGAAAACAAGGUAUUUAAAAAAAAUGUAUUCAUUGUAUUUUAAUUACUUCCUUUGCUUCAACUUCAAAUUAUAGCUAAAAUCAACAAAACAUAAUUUUAUUUUUUUUUCCAGUGAGCAUUUCUGAGAAUGUAAAAUUGCCAGAUUUUUAAACAAACAGUAUUUUAGCUUCAUUGUUUCACCAGUGUUCCUACUCUUGCAAAAGAGUUCAUGCCCCUCAACUUUUUUCACAUUUUAUGUUAAAACCCCAUACUUCAUGUAUUUCAAUGUGAUUUUAUGUGAUGAAGACAUUAAUUAUAGCAUACUUAGGAAAUGGAAGAAAAGGAUAUGUGGUUCUCAAAAAUGUAUGAAUUUGAAAAUGUAUUUGUCUUCAGCCCUCUUAACCCCAAUCAAAGGCACUGUGUCAGCUGUUGAACACAAUUGCAGUUCAAUACUGCAUAUGUACUACUACUGUACACAAAUUAGAAUACAAAAUCCCUGCCUGAACAACAGCACACCCCAAUUGUUACUGUAAUAAGUAUUGAGACUUCACAACAUUGCUGAAACUGUAGAUUUACAGUUGAUAUAAACCUUUUUUUGUUGCAUCUUGAAAUCUAUCACCAAUCUAGCUGGUGUUUAACCUUGCAGAAGGGUGAAUGUGCUCAUUAUACCAUGGAAAUAUUAAAAGCAAUGCAUUAAAAAUGUUAAA
Xiphophorus couchianus (Monterrey platyfish) is the source of this 1902-nucleotide messenger RNA. RefSeq names its product fibrinogen like 1B (gene fgl1b). Gene Ontology annotation, biological process: blood coagulation, common pathway; positive regulation of heterotypic cell-cell adhesion; platelet aggregation. The record is from RefSeq and is a predicted model, not a curated record. Gene Ontology annotation, cellular component: fibrinogen complex. Gene Ontology annotation, molecular function: protein-macromolecule adaptor activity; extracellular matrix structural constituent. Bases 83 to 1189 code for a protein of 368 amino acids. The transcript has 9 exons. Lineage: Eukaryota; Metazoa; Chordata; Actinopteri; Cyprinodontiformes; Poeciliidae.